GCUAACCACAGCUACAGCAGGCGAGUGGGUAUAUCUUCCUCAUCGGAAUGCACCAAAAAUCAGGAACCAUUUAGCAAGAUCUAAAAGCGAACGUGAAGAAACCAACUGGUUCUCACUAACUCGUAAACAGAUAUUGGAUACUGAGUCCCGCUUUAUCUAUCCUCUAGGUCACAUGCGCUUAAACGUUAUAGUGGCAAUUUCGGAAAAUUGGGGCAUUGGCAAAUGUGGAGGUUUGCCAUGGAGACUUAAAAAGGAUAUGGCGUUUUUCAAAAGAGUCACAAUGAUGGCGAAACCAGGACUCAAAAAUGCGGUUAUUAUGGGAAGAGCAACUUGGGAAUCUAUACCUCAAACAUUUAAACCCCUAAAAGACAGAAUAAACAUAGUCGUAUCAAGCACGCUACUAGAGCCACCACCCGGAGUUCAUGUUGUUUCAAGUCUUGAUGCAGCUGUGAACUUGUUGCGUAGUGAAGAACUCAGCUCAACAGUCGACGAAGUUUUUAUUAUUGGUGGGUCACGCCUUUACCAUGAAACUUUGAGCCAGACUACGUAUCCAAUUCGUAUAUAUUGUACUCAUGUACUGAAUGAAGUGGAUUGCGAUACUUACUUCCCACAGAUUGACUGGACAAAACUGACCAAGAUUCAAUUGGCUCAUCUCUGUUCAGUACAUAAUAUCAAGUACACAUAUCAAGCAAAUUACUAUAAUUCAUAUUCAGACGAUAUCGAGGUAUCCGCAUAGGAGCCCAUAUGCCAAUAGACGUCAACAAUUCGAUUCAACAAAACAACGGAGAACUACAAGCACAUUAAUAAAUAGUAAUAACAUCAAUACUGUUAGAUAACGUUUUCUGGUCAGCAGUUUUCUCAGCGCUGACUGUAGUUCUUGCCAUAAUUCUAAUUCGUGUAAGGUUAUAAUGAUAAACUUGUUCUGGGUAUUUGGUAUACGUCAGUUGACCAUUCUAUGUUUGUCUGUAGAACUAUAAAUUGAUUUCAUCGUAGUCAACCAUUGACUAAUGAACUACUUAGGUGAUGGCUAUUCAGCAUUAUCGAAAGCCAUACUUUCUUGUUUAGCGUUUCCCUUUUUUUUGUAACAACUAUGGCUGGUCUUCAAAAUUAAAGACACCACAUUUUUUAUUUUGCAAGAAGAUUAGAAUUACUUCCUAAUGUGUGCUUCUUAUAAGAACAUCUAAGUAUAAUACGUGGUACGAUCCCGCUAGAAAGAUAAAAGAUCCUCAAAAAAGGAAUAUUAAGGAAUGUAAAGGACAAGCGGAAAAGCAACAAAAGGACAUUUUAUCGCAGAAUUUGAAUCCAGAUGUUGUUUGCCUAUUACGCUCUGAAUGCAUACCGCGGUAUUGUAUCAGCACUCGUUUUAAUCCAAUAAAUAAACCUAUCAAUCUAAUUCCUACAAUGUGCAUCCAAUGAAUUAAGAGAUGUUCAUUGACUUGAAUAUUUGGUUUUCAACUAGUAGUUAUCGGGUUUGAACCAUGCCCCGCCCAAUUGACGCUGGAAAACCGGGUACUGCCACAAACCGUCGCACCUUAAGUAUCGCUCAG
Messenger RNA from Heterobilharzia americana, 1547 nucleotides. The record is from the annotation of a GenBank genome assembly. Lineage: Eukaryota; Metazoa; Platyhelminthes; Trematoda; Strigeidida; Schistosomatidae.